CCUCCUCCUCCUCCUCCUCCUCCAAACAUGGCGCCGGGCCGCAGCGGUGCGUCCUCCCCGACAGAAGACGCAGUGAGGGCCGCAGAGAGGAGACGAAGACGCGGGUAGAAAUUCUUCCUCUUCCUGAUUUCAACCUCUUUUAAAAACAGACUCGACCUCGCGCUCCGCGGCGCGUCCAGAGGAAGCUUUACGCGCGGCUCCUGGACACGGUUACGCGUCAGGCUGUGCGCGUAACGGGAGCAGAGCCCACCUGUCUGACGAAGGUAGACUUCGCUCCGUCUCUUGGAGGAUGUGAAUGUCCCUGAUUUACGCGGAGCAGCGGAGCAGACUGAGCGGACAGACUCAGGCAGGGAGCCGGAGAAAACAUGCGCAGCCCCGGGAGGAGCGCAGACACCGCGGCCGCAGAGGAGUGAGAGCUUCCAGCAGGAGAAAACAACUUUUUCCACUCGACAGGAUGGAUGGAGAGAACUCUGCGCUGUCAGGAGGAGUGGAGAGGGAGAGAGAGAGGCUCCCACCGAUCUACACCAGCUCCGCUCCAGCUGGUUUGGGGCGAGGAGUCAAGCAGCCGUUCCCGUCUCUCGGAACCUUCAUCUCCACGCUGAGCCAGAGGAGGGACGUAGGGGGGCGGGGCUUGACUGGCGGCAUGACGGGCACCCUGAGCGGCACCCUGAGCGGCACCCUGGGGCUCCGACACGGGAGAGAGCUUCCUCCGAUCUGCAGCGACGUUCGUCAGAAGCAGCGUUUCUCCAUCGACACUCUGCCUCCAGAGGUCAAAGCUCCGUUCCCCUCCGACCCCGUCAUCCCGCUGAGAACCAAGACCAGCAGAGAGUUUCAGGGGGACAUGGAGCGAGCCGUCCAAUCAGGGGACUGGAGGGACGUCCGAGAGUUUUACCUGACAACCUUCAAGUCCUUCAUAGAAAUCAACGCUGCCUUCAAGCGAGAGGCGAACGGAUCGUUCAACACGAUAGACGACUCAGGAGUCAACGCCAAGUUUGUCAACGCUGUUUACGACGCACUGCUCAGCACACCACAGGACAUCCAGAAGUCCGUGUUGAAGGGGAUCAUCAACAGUCUGCUGAGAGAGUGGAAGGGGCCUCGCAGCAAAGACGACCUUCGAGCUUAUUUCAUCCUGGUUCAG
Messenger RNA from Paralichthys olivaceus (Japanese flounder), 1138 nucleotides. The record is from RefSeq and is a predicted model, not a curated record. Lineage: Eukaryota; Metazoa; Chordata; Actinopteri; Pleuronectiformes; Paralichthyidae.